AUGGGUGACGCUGCCAUGAAGGAGUUCGGGCCUGCUGCUUCUUAUCUGAGAAAGUCAGACAAGGAGCGCCUGGAGGCCCAGACCCGGCCCUUCGACAUGAAGAAGGAGUGCUUCGUUCCUGACCCUGUGGUGGAGUACGUCAAAGCUUCCAUCGUCAGUCGAGAUGGUGACAAAGUCACCGCUGAAACUGAAUUUGGAAAGACGGUCACAGUGAAAGACAGCGACAUCCACCCUCAGAACCCGCCAAAGUUUGACAAAAUUGAAGACAUGGCGAUGUUCACCUUCCUCCAUGAGCCCGCCGUGCUGUUUAACCUCAAAGAGCGUUACGCAGCGUGGAUGAUCUACACCUACUCCGGACUCUUCUGUGUCACUGUCAACCCCUACAAGUGGCUGCCGGUCUACAACCAGGAAGUGGUGGUGGCCUACAGAGGAAAGAAGAGGAGUGAAGCUCCUCCUCACAUCUUCUCCAUCUCUGAUAACGCCUAUCAGUACAUGCUGUCAGACAGAGAAAACCAGUCAAUCCUCAUCACCGGAGAAUCUGGUGCUGGAAAGACCGUCAACACCAAGCGUGUCAUUCAGUACUUCGCCAGCAUCGCCGCUGUCCCAGGAGGGAAGAAAGAUCCAGCCGCUGAGAAGAAGGGAACCCUGGAGGAUCAAAUCAUCCAGGCUAACCCUGCUCUGGAGGCCUUUGGGAACGCUAAGACCAUCAGGAACGACAACUCCUCCAGAUUUGGUAAAUUUAUCCGCAUCCAUUUUGAUAACCGAGGAAAGUUGGCCUCUGCUGAUAUAGAGACUUACCUUCUGGAAAAGUCUCGUGUGACCUAUCAGCUCAAAGCUGAGAGGGACUACCACAUUUUCUACCAGAUCUUGUCCCAAAAGAAGCCAGAGCUUCUAGAAAUGUUACUCAUCACCAACAACCCCUACGACUACGCCUUCAUCUCCCAGGGAGAGACGACCGUGGCCUCCAUCAAUGAUGCUGAGGAGCUGAUGGCCACUGAUGAUGCCUUCGACGUGCUGGGCUUCACUCAAGAUGAGAAGAACGGCAUUUACAAGCUGACUGGUGCCAUCAUGCAUCACGGCAACAUGAAGUUCAAGAACAAGCAGCGAGAGGAGCAGGCAGAGGCUGACGGCACUGAAGAUGCUGAUAAAGUAGCGUAUCUGAUGGGCCUGAACUCUGCAGACCUCAUCAAAGGUCUCUGCCACCCCAGAGUCAAAGUAGGAAAUGAGUGGGUCACCAAGGGGCAGAAUGUCGCCCAGGUCUACUAUGCUGUUGGUGCACUGUCUAAGGCAGUGUACGAGAAGAUGUUUCUAUGGAUGGUUAUGAGAAUCAAUCAUUCUCUGGACACCAAGCAGCCCCGCCAGUACUUCAUCGGCGUGCUUGACAUUGCUGGAUUUGAGAUUUUUGAAUUCAACACGUUUGAGCAGCUGUGCAUCAACUUCACCAACGAGAAACUGCAACAGUUCUUCAACCACCACAUGUUUGUGCUGGAGCAGGAGGAGUACAAGAAAGAGGGCAUUGAGUGGACUUUCAUUGACUUUGGUAUGGACCUGCAGGCCUGCAUCGACCUGAUUGAGAAGCCCAUGGGUAUCAUGUCCAUCCUUGAAGAGGAGUGCAUGUUCCCCAAAGCCACUGACGCCACAUUCAAGGCUAAGCUCUACGACAACCACCUGGGGAAAACAAACAACUUCCAGAAGCCCAGGAUCGUCAAAGGAAAACCAGAGGCCCACUUCGCCCUGAUUCACUACGCUGGAACUGUUGACUACAACAUCAACAACUGGCUGGUGAAGAACAAGGAUCCUCUCAAUGAGACUGUGGUCGGACUCUACCAGAAAUCUACGCUGAAGCUGCUUGCAACCCUCUUUGCAAACUAUGCUGGGGCUGACUCAGGUUUGUCUGGAGGGUCUGGAGGGAAGGGAAAAGGUGGCGGCAAGAAGAAGGGUUCAUCAUUUCAGACUGUAUCAGCCUUACAUCGGGAGAACCUGAACAAGCUGAUGACCAACUUGAGGUCUACUCACCCUCACUUUGUGCGCUGCAUCAUCCCCAAUGAGACCAAGACUCCUGGGGCGAUGGAGAACCCUCUGGUGAUGCACCAGCUGCGCUGUAACGGCGUGCUGGAGGGCAUCAGGAUCUGCAGGAAGGGCUUCCCGAACAGGAUCCUCUAUGGAGAUUUCAAACAGAGAUACCGGAUUCUGAACCCAAGUGCAAUUCCUGAGGGACAGUUCAUCGAUAACAAAAAAGCUUCAGAGAAGCUUUUGGGCUCCUUGGACAUUGACCAUAACCAGUACAAGCUGGGCCACACAAAGGUGUUCUUCAAGGCCGGGCUUCUGGGUCUACUGGAGGAGAUGAGAGAUGACCGUCUAGCUCUAAUCAUCACCAGGCUUCAAGCACGGUCACGAGGUGUUCUGGCAAGAAUUGAAUUCCAGAAGAUUGUGGAACGCAGGGAUGCUUUACUGGUGAUCCAGUGGAACAUCCGUGCCUUCAUGGGGGUCAAGAAUUGGCCCUGGAUGAAGAUGUUUUUCAAGAUCAAACCUCUGCUGAAGUCAGCAGAGACCGAGAAGGAGAUGGCCAACAUGAAGGAAGAGUUUGCCAAACUUAAAGAGGCUUUCGCAAAAACUGAGGCCCGCAAGAAGGAGCUUGAAGAAAAAAUGGUCACUCUGCUCCAAGAGAAGAAUGACCUGCAGCUCCAAGUCCAAUCUGAACAAGAUAAUCUUUGUGAUGCUGAGGAAAGAUGUGAAGGGCUGAUCAAAAGCAAAAUACAGCUGGAAGCCAAAAUCAAAGAGCUGACAGAAAGACUGGAGGAUGAGGAGGAGAUGAACGCUGAGCUUACAGCCAAGAAGAGGAAGCUGGAGGAUGAGUGUUCAGAGUUAAAGAAGGACAUCGAUGACCUGGAGUUAACUCUGGCUAAAGUGGAGAAAGAGAAGCACGCCACUGAGAACAAGGUGAAGAACCUGGUGGAGGAGAUGGCAGCUCAGGACGAAAUCAUCGCUAAGCUGACCAAAGAAAAGAAAGCCUUACAGGAAGCUCAUCAGCAAACCCUGGAUGACCUGCAGAGUGAGGAAGACAAAGUCAACACUCUGACCAAGGCCAAGGCCAAGCUGGAGCAGCAAGUGGACGACCUUGAAGGGUCCCUUGAGCAAGAAAAGAAAGUACGAAUGGAUCUUGAAAGAGCAAAGAGGAAGCUUGAAGGAGACCUAAAGUUAGCUCAAGAAAGUAUAAUGGACCUGGAAAAUGACAAGCAGCAACUCGAAGAAAGGCUGAAAAAGAAAGAUUUUGAAAUCAGCCAACUCAAUGGCAAAAUAGAAGAUGAACAAAUGAUAAGUGCCCAGCUCCAUAAAAAACUGAAGGAGCUACAGGCUCGCAUUGAGGAGCUGGAGGAAGAGCUGGAGGCAGAGCGAGCUGCCCGAGCCAAGGUGGAGAAGCAGAGAGCAGACCUGGCCAGAGAGCUGGAGGAGAUCAGUGAGCGUCUGGAGGAGGCCGGAGGAGCAACGGCUGCUCAGAUUGAGAUGAACAAGAAGAGGGAGGCAGAGUUCCUGAAACUCCGCAGAGACCUGGAAGAGGCCACUCUGCAUCAUGAAGCAACUACUGCCACCCUGAGGAAGAAGCAGGCUGACAGCGUAGCUGACCUUGGAGAGCAGAUCGACAACCUGCAGAGAGUCAAACAGAAGCUGGAGAAGGAGAAGAGCGAGCUCAGGCUGGAGCUGGAUGACGUGGUCUCCAAUAUGGAACAUAUAGUCAAGGCAAAGAAUAACUUGGAAAAAAUGUGCAGGUCUCUGGAGGAUCACAUGAAUGAAUAUAAAACAAAGUCAGAGGAGGGACAGCGUGUCAUCAAUGAUUUCACCAUGCAGAAAGCAAAGCUUCAAACUGAGAAUGGUGAACUCACCAGGCAGCUUGAGGAAAAGGAUUCCCUGGUGUCUCAGCUCACCAGAGGAAAACAGUCCUAUACUCAGCAGAUUGAGGACCUUAAAAGACAGCUGGAGGAGGAAGUAAAGGCCAAGAACGCCCUGGCCCACGCCGUGCAGUCUGCCCGUCAUGACUGUGACCUGCUCAGAGAGCAGUUUGAAGAGGAGCAGGAGGCCAAGGGGGAGCUCCAGCGCAGCAUGUCCAAGGCCAACUCUGAGGUAGCACAGUGGAGGACCAAGUAUGAAACCGACGCCAUCCAGAGGACGGAGGAACUGGAGGAGGCCAAGAAGAAGCUGGCUCAGCGUCUGCAGGAUGCUGAAGAGGCCGUUGAAGCAGUGAAUGCUAAAUGUUCCUCUCUGGAGAAGACCAAACACAGACUGCAGAAUGAGAUUGAAGAUCUCAUGGUGGACGUGGAGAGGUCCAAUGCUGCUGCUGCCGCUCUGGACAAGAAGCAAAGGAACUUUGACAAGGUCUUGGCAGAAUGGAAACAGAAAUAUGAAGAGUCUCAAACAGAGCUGGAGAGCUCCCAGAAGGAAGCCAGGUCUCUGAGCACUGAGCUCUUCAAACUGAAGAACUCCUAUGAAGAAUCUCUGGAACAUCUGGAGACCAUGAAGAGAGAGAACAAGAACCUGCAGGAGGAAAUAUCCGACCUCACUGAACAAAUCGGUGAGGGUGGAAAGAAUAUUCACGAGCUCGAGAAGAUCAGAAAACAACUGGAACAAGAGAAGUCUGAGAUACAAACGGCCCUAGAAGAAGCCGAGGCCUCACUGGAACAUGAGGAAGGGAAGAUUCUCAGAGCCCAGCUAGAGUUCAACCAGAUCAAGGCUGAGAUCGAGCGCAAGUUAGCAGAAAAAGACGAAGAGAUGGAGCAAUCAAAGAGAAACCAACAGCGUAUUGUGGACACUCUGCAGACCUCUCUGGAGGCUGAAACUCGCAGCAGGAAUGAGGCCCUCCGUCUGAAGAAGAAGAUGGAGGGAGACCUCAAUGAGAUGGAGAUCCAGCUCAGCCAGGCCAACAGACAAGCUGCUGAGGCUCAGAAACAGCUCAAGGCUGUUCACGCACAUCUGAAGGAUGCUCAGCUCCAGCUUGAUGAGUCUCUGCGAGCAAAUGAUGAUAUGAAGGAAAACAUCGCCAUAGUAGAGAGGCGUAACAACCUGCUCCAGGCUGAACUGGAGGAGCUGAGAGCUGCUCUGGAGCAGACGGAGAGAACCCGCAAACUUGCAGAGCAAGAGCUGCUGGAUGUUAGUGAGAGGGUGCAGCUACUGCACUCCCAGAACACCAGUCUGCUAAACCAGAAGAAGAAGCUGGAGGCAGACACAUCCCAGCUCCAGACUGAGGUGGAGGAUGCACUGCAGGAGUGCAGGAAUGCUGAGGAGAAGGCCAAGAAGGCCAUCACUGAUGCUGCCAUGAUGGCAGAGGAGCUGAAGAAAGAACAGGACACCAGCGCCCACCUGGAGCGUAUGAAGAAGAACAUGGAGCAGACCAUCAAAGACCUGCAGCACCGUCUGGAUGAAGCUGAACAGAUCGCCAUGAAGGGAGGGAAGAAGCAGGUGCAGAAGCUGGAGGCCAGGGUCAGGGAACUUGAAAAUGAGGUUGAGAAUGAACAAAAAAAGGCCAGUGAGGCUGUAAAGGGAGUAAGGAAAUAUGAAAGACGUAUCAAAGAGCUCACCUAUCAGACCGAGGAAGAUCGUAAAAACCUCGCUCGCCUUCAAGAUUUAGUGGACAAGCUGCAGCUGAAGGUCAAAUCCUAUAAGAAGUCUGCUGAGGAGGCUGAGGAACAGGCCAACAAUAAUCUCACAAAGUACCGUAAGCUUCAGCAUGAGCUGGAUGAGGCUGAAGAGCGAGCUGACAUAGCUGAGUCUCAGGUCAACAAGCUGCGUGCCAAGAGCCGGGAUGCAGGGUCAAAGAAAGGACUUGAUGAAGAGUGA
This is a messenger RNA of Cheilinus undulatus (humphead wrasse), 5829 nucleotides long. RefSeq names its product myosin-7-like. Bases 1 to 5829 code for a protein of 1942 amino acids. Gene Ontology annotation, cellular component: myosin complex. The record is from RefSeq and is a predicted model, not a curated record. NCBI's taxonomy places the organism in Eukaryota, Metazoa, Chordata, Actinopteri, Labriformes, Labridae. The transcript is spliced from 37 exons. Gene Ontology annotation, molecular function: cytoskeletal motor activity; ATP binding; actin filament binding.